GAUUGGACGAAGAAUUUUUGACCGGGAUGAAUUUUCAACAUCCUGGGAAGAUCUUUGCCGGUCGGGUCGGAGCAGGGGGUAAUGCUGCUGCUGGUUCGGGAGCAGGACUAAAUUCUGCAGCAGCAGCGUCGUCUUUUUCUAGCCAUGGCGGCGGCUCUACGCAGGGCGUCAGAAGGAUUAUUUCGGGGGAAGUAGAAGAUCAUCUUAAACUUAAUCAGAAGGAGCUGCAUGGAAGCAAAAGUUGUACUAUACUACCUGCUUCCACCGUCGCGGCGCAGCAGCACGACCAUGGCCACACGGAGCUGGGGACAAGAAAUUUAUUCGACGUGGUGUCCUCCGCGCCGCGUACUUCUUGCCCGCUCCGGCUGCUGCACUGGAAUGUCUUGGCGGAUUGCCUCGCGACCAAGGAAAGGUUUCCGAAGACCGUCAUCGAUCCGCAAUUUCUUCGGAAAGAACACCGCGCAAAACUGAUCGCGGAGGAGAUUUUUCGCUUAUCCUGUGUACUUAAAAGGGCCCCCACCCCAUAGUCAAGUUGGGACUUUGGCAAGACAAAUCGAGCAUCUUUGGGACUCGCGCAUGACAAGGUCAUGGCUGAGCAGUGUAGUCGUGCCUAGCUGGUUCAAACGCAUCACAGUUCCAGUCUGUCAUCCUGAUUAGCGCAUGACAGAUUUUUGCAAACUCCACUUCUAGGUAACGCCUCUUGACAUGGAGAGCCACAUGACACACAUUCUGAGUAUGCAGAUCCGCAUGAAAACUAGAGGGUAGGGACGUUUUUACUCAGGAUACCGGUUCCCAUCACAUCACCUCCCAAAGGACGUCGCGUGUAGCACUGACAGACCGG
Amoebophrya sp. A120 is the source of this 841-nucleotide messenger RNA. The record is from the annotation of a GenBank genome assembly. Lineage: Eukaryota; Dinophyceae; Syndiniales; Amoebophryaceae.